GCCAAUUUAUAUACGACAUGGCGACAUCCAAGGUCAGCUUGAAGCUUCUCAUAGAUAACAAGAACCAGAAGGUUAUUUUGGCAGAAGCUGACAAGGAUUUUGUGAACUUCCUUCUAUAUCUCCUCGCUCUCCCUUUAGGAACUGUCAUUAGGCUCUUGACAGAACAAGACAUGCUGGGUUGCCUAGGGAAUCUGUAUAAGAGCGUCGACGUACUUGGUGAAUCUUACUUACGAACAACCCAAAUUAAAGAUUCCAUUUUGAAGCCAUUAGUUUCCAUCUCCGCCACUGAAGUACCUCUCUUAUUGCCCAUUACUGAACUCCCUUCGAUACUAUAUAGAUGCCCAUGUUGUAAGCAAAUAGCAGCUAAACACCCAAACAUGGCUUGUCCUAAUUGCAUUGAUGAUGAAGAUGAUGAAGAGGACUUGGCUUCUAAAGACAAGGGUUUUGUGAAGGAUGUGGUGACUUACAUGGUGAUGGACAAUUUGGAGGUGAGCCCUAUGUCUUCCAUAUCAAGUAUUGCAUUACUGAACAAGUUCAACAUCCAGGAUUUAAGUGUACUUGAAGAAAAGGUGGUUGAUUUAGGUACGAAAGAGGCAUUGAAGAUUCUCAAGGAAUCUUUGCAGUCUAAUACAGUUCUUACAAGGGUCUUCCUUGGAACCAUGAAUGCAUAAUGAGGAUGUUACCGAUGUGUUUUUAUCCAGAGUUGAAGCAUGGGUUUGAUUUCUUUUGUCUUUUUGGUUGUUUUUGGUCCAGAGUUGAAGCAUGUUUCUUAUAUGUUGUUAUUUUUGGACAGUGGAAAUUAUGGAAUCUCAGUUUGCUUUCAAAUCUACUAUGUGAGGAAUUAAGUAUG
Messenger RNA from Manihot esculenta (cassava), 850 nucleotides. RefSeq lists its product as uncharacterized. The coding region runs from base 18 to 671 and encodes 217 amino acids. The transcript has 2 exons. Lineage: Eukaryota; Viridiplantae; Streptophyta; Magnoliopsida; Malpighiales; Euphorbiaceae. The record is from RefSeq and is a predicted model, not a curated record.